AGAAGGAGCGGUAGAGGUAGAGGUAGGAGGUAGAGGGAGAAGGGUCGAAGAAGCAGGCUAACAACAGCGAAAGAAACGAAAAAGAGAGAGAGAGAGAGAAGCUGUGGUGGAGGUGGUUGGAUGCUGGUGCUGUCGGCGGUAGCAGUAGUAUAAAGGGUGGGAGAAGAACGGAUAGGAGAGGCGAGGGGAAAACUCGUGGCGAACGUGGACCUGUGCCCGUGGCUCCUCGUCGCAUGGCCGACCUGCCGACUCGCUCUCCGCAAGGUGAGACGCGCGGAUCGAAGCGAACGCAAGUCUAAGGAUCGCGCGGAAUUCUUGGUGAAACGGUCGUGCUACCUCUGUCAUAGAUAUUCGGCGGUGGUGGUCCUCCGAAUUUUGCGCGUAUCUUCCCAAGGCCUGUUCCCUCGCGCGAGGAUGAAUUUGCUGCGACAUCGAGCGCGGUCUCGACUCGACGCUCGAUAAAAAACUCUUAUCAAGGCGCGUCGAGACUCGCGUAAAUCUCAGCCGAAAACUUUGUCGCUUGCUACGAGUUUGAAACUUCCUUUACGCGUUUCGUCGACUUAAAUAACUAAUAUUAUCAUCUUCUCAUAUCGUAACAACAUCCACGUUUCGCGCCAUGGAUUUUACGCGCACGCGCACCCAUAACAACCACGUGUCACUUGCAUGAUCCUUUCGUUCUCUUAUCCCCUUAUUUCCAUGCAUCGCAAAAUGGAUCGAGUGUACGUGAAACAGUGCAACUAAGAGCUCUUAUUAUUAUUAUUGGAUAUUAUCGCGAAUGUUAUCCUACGAUCAGUGUUUUGUGCUAAACCUUUAAGAAAUAAACUUAUCGCUCAUAGACAGAAACUGGUUUCGAAAGUGUACCUACCCCGUUGCUUUCCCAUUCGGAGGUCGGACCAGAUCGAACGUCUUCGGUCCAAAGUUUUACGCCUUUGGAAUAUUCUUCUGUUCGAUUUACUUUUCUGACUCGCAUUCAUAAAUGAUCAUUGUCAUCGAGUUUAUCCUGACACCGGACAUGCACCGAGCCCGGUGAAAAGACAGCUAUGGCAAGAACGCCGAGAACAAGUAUUCGACGAGCCUCCACCGAUCAUUUUCAUCCUCGCCCUCGCAACAAUCGAAAACAACAACGCGAAGAAGAGGCUUGCGUUCUCAAGGUCACCUUGGCAAGGCCCUCGACCUCCUGGAUGGCAUGAGAGCUCAUCAUGUUCAUCAACCACCGACACUGGCCACGAGCGCUGUCGACAUUCAACAUCUUCGGGGUGACGUUAAUCCUACUAAUCGUCCUCGGCUAUUACGAUGUCUCCGCGGAUCUUAAUUCGGAGUUCGUUAAAGGGAAAAUCUGCAUUGGAACAAAUGGUCGUCUUUCCGUGCCGUCCAAUAAACAACACCAUUAUCGGAAUCUUCGAGACCGGUACACCAACUGUACUUACGUCGACGGUAACUUGGAGAUUACGUGGCUGCAGAAUGAAACCCUCGAUCUCAGCUUUCUUCAAUAUAUACGAGAAGUCACCGGGUAUGUCCUCAUUAGUCACGUGGACGUACGGAAAAUCAUCCUUCCUAGAUUACAAAUCAUACGUGGAAGAACCCUCUUUAAACUCAAUAUACAUGACGUGGAAUUCGCCCUGUUCGUCACGAUGUGUCAAAUGCAUAAUCUGCAGAUGCCGGCCCUCAGAGACAUUCUUAACGGAAGCGUCGGUAUGUACAACAACUACAACCUCUGCCACAUCCAAACGAUCAAUUGGGAGGAAAUAAUUACGGGUCAAGGUGGAAAAUAUCUUUACGUGUAUAAUUUCACAUCGCGCGAACGCAAUUGCACGGCGUGCGACAAAAGUUGCGAACAGGGUUGCUGGGGAGAAGGAGCUGAGAAUUGUCAAAGGUUUUCCAAGACGAACUGCUCGCCCCAAUGCUGGCAGGGCAGGUGCUUCGGGUCCAAUCCACGCGAGUGCUGUCAUCUUUUUUGCGCCGGUGGCUGCACUGGUCCUAAACAAAGCGACUGCCUCGCUUGCAAAAACUUCUUCGAUGACGGAGUUUGUACGCAAGAGUGUCCGCCAAUGCAAAAGUACAAUCCAACGACUUACUCGUGGGAAGCCAAUCCAGAUGGAAAAUAUGCUUACGGAGCAACGUGUGUCAGAAAAUGUCCUGAACAUCUUUUGAAAGAUAACGGAGCUUGUGUAAGAUCUUGUCCACCAAAGAAAAAAGUUUUGAAUGGCGAAUGUGUACCUUGUGACGGUCCUUGUCCAAAGACUUGCAAAGGAGUUGAAAAGGUUCAUUCCGGUAACAUCGAUAGUUUUAAAGAUUGCACGAUUAUCGAAGGAUCCAUCACAAUUCUCGAUCAAAGUUUCGAAGGAUUCCAAGACAUUUACCCGAAUUUCACUUUCGCCAAACGUUAUAAAAAAAUGCAUCCUGAUAAAUUGGAAGUCUUUAGUACGUUAAAAGAAAUCACGGGAUACUUAAACAUACAAGGCGAUCAUAAAGAUUUUACAAAUCUUUCAUAUUUCCGUAAUCUCGAAGUGAUCGGUGGUAGAACCUUAACAGAAUAUUUUUCAUCUUUGUAUAUCGUAAAAACAUCCUUGGUAUCAUUGGAUCUGAGCGCAUUGAAAAAGAUUAAUUCCGGUGCUAUUGCUAUAUUGGAGAAUAAAAAGUUGUGUUACGCUCAGAGUAUUAAUUGGAAUAGAAUUAAGAAAUCCUCGGAACACGACAGCUUGUAUAUGAACAACAGAAAUGAGACUGAUUGCAAAGCAGAAAAUUUGGUAUGCGAUGAGCAAUGUUCAGAUGAAGGAUGCUGGGGUCCUGGACCAGCUCAAUGUUUAUCUUGUAGAAAUUUCAUUUUAGGUAAUGAUUGUCUUCAAAAUUGCGUUGCAUCUGGGAUUUAUCAAGCAGACGAAAAAACUUGCAAACUUUGUCAUGAUGAAUGCGAUGGCUCUUGUACCGGACCGAAUGCUGAACAUUGUACCAAAUGUAAACACGUUAGAGAUGGUCCUUACUGUGUUCAGGAAUGUCCGUCUUCGAAAUAUAACGAUAAUGGUCAAUGUAAACAUUGUCAUGAAAAUUGUGUAGGCGGUUGCGAAGGUCCAGAAAACAACAUAGGAGCUAACGGAUGCCAUAGCUGUGAAAAAGCGAUUAUGAAUGGUCAUAUACCUGAAGGAUGUUUACAGAAGAGAGAACCAUGCCCAGAUGGGCAUUAUUACGAGUGGGUUAGUCCACUAGAGCAAGGUGCUUUAAAACCACUCGCAGGUAAAUCUGUAUGUCGAAAAUGUCAUCCACGUUGUAAGAAAUGUACGGGCUAUGGUUUUCACGAACAAGUGUGUCAACAAUGUACGAAAUAUAAAAGAGGAGAGCAAUGCGAGGAUGAAUGUCCUGCUGAUCAUUUUGCUGAUGCUGAAACACAAUUAUGUUUACCAUGUUUCGAAGAAUGCCGUGGUUGUUUCGGAUCUGGACCCAAUCAAUGUUACAAAUGUCGUAAUUACAAAAUCUACAUAGAUGGUGAUCCAAAUAAUAAUUCAACUUCCUUCAAUUGUACCGAAACUUGUCCACCGGAAUAUCCGCAUAAAGUCUUCCUUCAGGAUAAUGAGCCCUACUGUUCCUUAGAAAUCGUCGGUCCUGGCUUUCAAACAGACAACGAACUUCGACCUGCUAUCGUUGCCGGUGCCAUAGUUUUCAUAUUGAUAUUCAUACUAGUUGCAUUGAUAAUCACCUAUCAAUGGCGAAUGCAUGCGAAAGCUAAAGAGAAUACAGUCAAAAUGACGAUGGCAUUGACAGGGUUGGAUGACAACGAACCACUUCGACCAACAGGUGUAAAACCAAAUUUGGCGAAGUUACGUAUAAUCAAAGAAGAAGAGAUGAGAAAGGGUGGCAUAUUAGGUUACGGUGCUUUUGGUAACGUCUAUAAAGGUGUUUGGGUUCCGGAAGGUGAGAAUGUCAAAAUUCCAGUCGCCAUCAAAGUUUUACACGAAGGUACAGGCACGAAUACUUCGAAAGAAUUUCUCGAUGAAGCAUACAUUAUGGCUAGCGUCGAACAUCCAAAUUUGUUACAAUUGUUAGCCGUUUGUAUGACAUCUCAAAUGAUGUUGGUAACACAAUUAAUGCCAUUAGGCUGUCUAUUGGACUUUGCGCGAAGGUACAAAGAUAAAAUAGGCUCGAAGGCUUUAUUGAAUUGGUGUACCCAAAUAGCAAGAGGUAUGGCUUAUCUCGAAGAAAGAAGGCUCGUUCAUAGAGAUUUGGCUGCACGCAACGUUCUCGUACAAACGCCUAAUUGUGUGAAAAUCACAGACUUUGGAUUGGCCAAACUUUUGGAUAUCAACGAAGAACAAUAUAAAGCAGCGGGUGGGAAAAUGCCGAUAAAAUGGUUAGCGUUGGAAUGUAUACAACAUCGAGUUUUUACUCACAAAUCCGAUGUGUGGGCAUUUGGUGUUACUAUAUGGGAAGUACUCACUUAUGGUGGUAGACCCUAUGAACACGUGCCAGCAAGAAACGUUCCUGAAUUGUUGGAGAAAGGUGAAAGACUGCCACAACCUAUUAUCUGUACUAUAGAUGUUUAUAUGAUUAUGAUCAAAUGUUGGAUGUUGGAUGCGGAGUCAAGGCCGAGUUUUAAAGAACUAGCCGAAGAGUUUGCUAAAAUGUCUAGGGACCCUGGCCGAUAUUUAGCAAUUAAAGGAGACAAAUACAUGAGGCUACCGUCAUACACUUUACAGGACGAGAAAGAAAUGAUUCGAAAUCUUGCAUCAGCUAUGGAGGGACCCGAAGCAUUAGUGGAUGCCGAUGAAUAUCUUCAACCAAAAUCGAGAGCACCUGUUCCACCUGGCAUUUCAGUAUCCAGUACUUCCGAUUCACCACCACAUUCGCCUGUUAAAACUUGUUGGGCAAAUGGCAAACCACUCGCCGGAGAUUCUCCUAUACCGCAAAAUCAACAAAAUUGGGAUAGAGAAUUGUUGAGGUAUAAUUCGAAUCAUGGAAAUGCAAAUGCGUCCCACGAACCUGGAAAUUCUGGACAACACGGUCAUUAUGCUCAUCCAAAUGGCCAUUGUGGACACGUUGUAGGUUCCGAUAGUUCAAGUUCGAGAUACUGUUCUGAUCCAUUAAAAAUGGUCGGUGUCAGAGACUGUGACGUAACAGACGACUGCUACCCUACCGAAGUAAAUGCGGCACACCAACAAGCACAAGUAGGCAAUCUUAAAUUAGAUUUGCCAUUGGACGAAGACGAUUAUUUAAUGCCAUCGCCACAACUUCCAACGAAUACGACUCAGUACAUGGAUCUCAUAGGAGACACAAAACCUACAGACUCAGAAACAAAACGAAUGAACAGUGGUUAUAGAAAAUAUCCAGAGUUCUUGACGAUCCAAGGAAAAACGUCGUUGGAUAAUCCAGAAUACAUAAUGUCCCAAGAUGAAGGACCUCUCACGCCUCAAACUCUAGGAAUUCCAACGCCAGAUUUAGAGAAAGUCUUAACUAACGGGACGUUCGGUUCUCAAGUUCGACAAAGAAGUUCCGAGGAAGAAUCGGAUCACGAGUAUUACAAUGAUUUCGAUAGACUCGAACGCGAGCUACAACCGUUGAAACCUUUUAGGAAAAACGAGACGACCGUUUGAUUAUAUUCAAAUCGUCAUUGUAUUAUGCAAGACGAAUAACGAUUUGGAAACGAAAGGGAUAUGUCAUUAAACAGUCGGAAAAUAAAGAUCGAAUGUUAGAAGAAAAGCAUUCGCAUUUAAAGAAGGAUUACUCAAAUGAGUACGUCUUACAGUACUUACAAAGGACGCUUCAUACAAGUGCCGUGCUCGAUUGUGAUUAGAGUUAAGUCGUAUAGUAUGAGAACAGUGAAAGAUUAUUAGAUUGAGAAACAGAAAAAUAUAACGUAAGAUAAAUCGGACAACGUCGGAUAAAAAAAUCUGCGAAAGCAUAUAUACAUUAUCCGCGUUCAAGCGAAUAAAUAGUGCAAACGUUUUUUCUUAAUGUGCCAUUUGCCAUGGCUUGUAAAUAAAUUGUUACCUUCAAAUCUGUAAGUUUUAGAGAGCUUUGGCGUAAGGUAAUGGCAUAAGGCUGCACGAACAAUACAUAAUUGUUUCUCUUCCCUUUCACUUUGAAAAAUUUCGUAUCCUAAAUUUCCUUCUAAUAAUGAUAUACCUAAUUGAUCGAAAACACACACACACAUCUGUCUCUAUAUAUUAUAUAUGAUAGAAUAUGACACGACAAUUCGACAAUUUCGUCUUUAGAUAGAUACAACCUUGCCUCAAUGACUGAUCAUUUAGAAAUAUCGAUAAUUUUGAAUUAUAUUAUAACGCGAGCAAACCUAUUUUUGGGAUCUAAAAAGAUCCAUGAACAUUUGAAUUGCCCAUUUCGGAGCAUCGUGCGGUUAACCGCUGACUGUGAUACAAAAAAGACAUUCUACUUUACCUUGGGAACACUUAAAUAUUGUUACGGCUAUCCUUAUUUCUUUCUUUCGCUCAUUUAUUGUUUUUUUAUUUUUUAUUUUAGGACGAUCCUCUCGAAUAAAUUAUCAAAAAAUACGAGAUAAAGAAAAAGUGACGAAACGGUCAUCGACCCGAAUUCCCCAUACAAAUACGAAAUGUUAUUGUGUCUUUACUUAAAAAUUUUAUAUCAUUCUUACUCGUUUAGACGAUAUUUUCGAUGCCUUUGUUAUGCCAUUGUUUUUUUUUCUUCUUCUUCUUUUUCUUCUUCUUCUUCUCUUUUUCCUCUCUCUUUUUCAAACGCUCAAUUAAAAUCGAAUUCAUAUGAUUUUGAUUUUUAUACGAAAUGCGAUUGUAAAUAAAUUAGCAGUUAGUAAUAUUCUAAUUGUAAGCGAAAACUUCUACAACGGCGGAAGUUGAAAGUACUUGAAAAAGAAGAAUACGUAGUUUUAUUGCCUAGAUCGAAAAACGGGCUGUAUAAAAUAUAUAGUUAUACAAUGACGCACCAUGUAACAUUAGGGUAGGACGUGCCAUGUUUGUACAGGAAAAAACAAAGAAUUAAUUGAAAUGGAUCUAUUAUCUAUGUACGUAUUUAAAAAAAAAAUAUCUUUUUAAAGAAACGAGUCCUCUUUCUCGGUCACCCGAUACAUUUAUUAUGAAUCGGUAUAUGCGUAUGCGAAAUUGUUACUUGCGAGUUCCAUAAUAUUUCUGUGAUAAAAAAUACAAUUAGAACCUUAACAAUAAUGCGAAAAGAAAAAAAGAGACAAUUUUAUACAUCUUAAGCGUUUCUAAAUAUUAUAUAACAAAACAAUUUAUAUAUCUAUACGUUUUUAAAUAUUAUAAAACAAAACAUUUUAUAUAUUUAUAUUUCUAUAUAUGUAAUUAUAAAAGGAAACAAUUUGUUAACGGUCACAAUUUUGCUACGCGUAACACGAUCUCUCAUAUACAAUAAUAAAUUAUCUAAGGAAGAAGGAGGGAGAGGAAGAACGCCAGUCCGAAUUGUGUAUAUUGUGUUUAGGCGUUACUAAUUACUAUUGAUUAUUUCCAUUGUGUAAUAUAUAUAUAUCAUCGCGCCACGCUGAAUAACAGAAAAAUCGAAAAAAAGAAGAGCAUUGUUUGUAAAAAAUAUUUUUUCUGAAGAUCUCUAAUAUUCUAACGCUCGUUUUAUUUAGUAUCUUUAUUGUCAUUUCUCUCACAUUUCCUUUUCUCCCUCUCUCAUAUGCACUCACCUCCUACCUACUCCCACACCCGCCUCUUAUCUUACUAAUUAUAUUCAUUCGUUCCUUUUUUCCUCCAUCACAUUCUCACAAUUAUUUUAUUCAAUAUCUUUAUCAUUAUUUCUCUCACAUUUUCCUCUUUCCCUCUCUUCCUCCUCCUCUCAUCAUCUUACUCAUCUUUUCUCGUUUCCACGAAUUUACGUAAAAAAUAAAGUGUUGUUAAGCGCUACAAGAAACUUGAAAAAAAAUUGUACAUUAUUAUAAACGGCCGGUGAGGACUAAUAGCGUUAACGAAAAGUUACAUUUGCCAUUCGGUUGUGGAGAUAGAAUUUAUAGAUCUUUAUAUAAUUAUCAUUGUAUAUCGAAAUAUUGUAAUAAAGAAAACAUUCAACAUUCGUAAA
Polistes canadensis is the source of this 8016-nucleotide messenger RNA. RefSeq names its product epidermal growth factor receptor (gene Egfr). The transcript has 12 exons. The coding region runs from base 1200 to 5582 and encodes 1460 amino acids. Gene Ontology annotation, cellular component: signaling receptor complex; basal plasma membrane. Lineage: Eukaryota; Metazoa; Arthropoda; Insecta; Hymenoptera; Vespidae. Gene Ontology annotation, molecular function: ATP binding; transmembrane receptor protein tyrosine kinase activity. The record is from RefSeq and is a predicted model, not a curated record. Gene Ontology annotation, biological process: positive regulation of cell population proliferation; protein phosphorylation; positive regulation of kinase activity.